Molecule: messenger RNA, 2152 nt
Organism: Aplysia californica (California sea hare)
Lineage: Eukaryota; Metazoa; Mollusca; Gastropoda; Aplysiida; Aplysiidae
Product: leucine-rich repeat-containing protein 58
Exons: 4
Coding region: 339-1421 (360 amino acids)
Molecular function (GO): protein binding
Source: RefSeq, a predicted model, not a curated record
GAACACUAUUGACACUUCGUGCUAACCGGGGCCAUGCUUGUCUGCCAUCAACGAAAAUGUCUUGAACAAUGGACGCAGUUUGUUUUGUUUACCGCGCGUUUCUCCACGAUCAGCUGGUGACCCAGAUACGCACAUCCGGGUGAAGUGUCAGCUCUCUAGUAUUACUGUGAACUCUCUGGGGGCAUUACAACUUUGACCUCUGACCUUCGACCGAAAUCGUUAUCAAAAUGGCUUUGAGGAGAAUGGAGUGACGAAAGUUACUGGAGUUGUUGUUGUGGAAAGUUUCACACGGUGCUUGUGUCUUGUCUCUUGCUGUUGUGUCGCUCUGAGUCUGAAGUAUGGCGGCUCUUUACGACUUCGCUUCCACUUCGUCGUCUUCGGACUCGGAGUACAAUAGAGAACAUCUGGAGGAUUUAUCUUAUGGGAAUUUACAAACCAUCCCCGACUGUAUUCUUCAACGGUCAAACGCACUCCAUUCUUUACAGCUGGAUAACAACGACAUCACCAGCUUGCCAAGUUCUAUAGGCGUGUUUAAAAAAUUAAUUGUACUCGACAUUUCGGCAAAUAAUAUGACUUUCAUAAGCGACGAAAUAUGUCAGUUAUCAAAACUUAGAACUCUUAUAGCCAAAAGCAAUAAAUUAACAGCAACUUCAUUUCCUAAGGAUUUCGGACAACUGAAGUCUCUAGAAGUUGUGAAUGUGAGUGGGAACCACUUGGAGACUUUUCCGCCGCAGUUUACAGAAUUAAGCAAGCUUCAAGUACUGCAUUUCGGUGGAAAUCUUUUGAAAGAAAUCCCUAGCACGAUAAAACGCCUCACAAGACUGCACGUGCUGUACCUAGGAGGUAACCAGUUGGCCGAGAUCCCGGCGGAGGUGGGCUACCUGAGCGAGCUGACGUCACUGGUGCUGUGCGACAACCAGCUGCAGAGCCUGCCGCCCACGCUGCUCAACCUGAGCAAGCUGCGGAGCCUGAGCCUGCACAACAACAAGCUCAGCACUCUGCCCACCGAGAUCGUGGCCUUGAACUUGGUGGAGCUGAGCUUGCGGAAUAACCCGCUGGUCAACCGCUUCGUGCAGGACCUUUUGUACAACCCACCGUCGCUUCUGGAGCUGUCAGGCCGUGUGGCCAAGAUCGAGCGGAUCCCUUACACGUGUGAGGACCUGCCGCAGAGCCUCGUGAGGUACCUCAACUCGGCCCAGAGAUGUGUCAACCCGCAGUGUAAAGGUGUGUACUUCGCGUCGCGUGUGGAGCAGGUGAAGUUUGUGGACUUCUGCGGUAAGUACAGACUACCGCUGCUACAGUACCUGUGCUCACCCAGCUGCACGACCACCUCACCCACAGUGUGUGUCAACAGCGACAGCGACACGGAGGAGGAGACUGACGGAGCGAGAGACAGGAUGAGGAGGGUGUUGUUGGGGUAGAGGAGGAGGAGAACGACGUAGCGAGAGACAAGAGGAGGAGGAGAACGAUGGAGAGAGAGAGAGACAGGAUGAGGAGGGUGUUGUUGGGGUAGAGGAGGAAGAGAACGGCAGAGUGAGAGACAAGAGGAGGAGGAGAACGAUGAAGUGAGAGACAAGAGAAGUAGGAGAACAACGGAGCGAGAGACAGGAUGAGGAGGGUGUUGUUGGGGUAGAGGAGGAGGAGAUCGACGGAGCGAGAGACAAGAGGAGGAGGAGAACGACGGAGAGAGAGACAAGAGGAGUAGGAGAACAACGGAGCGAGAGGCAGGAUGAGGAGGGUGUUGUUGGGGUAGAGGAGGAGGAGAACGACGGAGCGAGAGAAAAGAGGAGGAGGAGAACAACGGAGUGAGAGACAGGAUGAGGAGGGUGUGGUUUGGGUAGAGGUGGAAGGUGUUGUUUUGGCAUAAUAUAUGGAAGGAAUAUUGAAGUUGGUGGUGGUGGGAGAGGGUGUGGGAAUGGUGGUGGGAUUCUGUGCAGUAGGCGGGGAGUGGGGUUUGGUAUGGGGAUGGGAUGAGAAUGGGUCUUGUUGGGGGUAGAGUGGGAUAAUAAUGGUGGUGGUUGAGGGGGAGUGGGGAGAUACAGGGCAAAGUGGGGUGCUUUUCAUGUUGAGGGGCUUUCUGGUGUGGAGUGAUGAUGAUGAUGGCAACGACGACAACGGCAUCUGCAAGGACAGGCAACUUUGUUUCUGAAAA